Etheostoma cragini (Arkansas darter) is the source of this 1765-nucleotide messenger RNA. RefSeq names its product interferon regulatory factor 3 (gene irf3). Lineage: Eukaryota; Metazoa; Chordata; Actinopteri; Perciformes; Percidae. Gene Ontology annotation, molecular function: protein binding; DNA-binding transcription factor activity, RNA polymerase II-specific; RNA polymerase II cis-regulatory region sequence-specific DNA binding. The coding region runs from base 218 to 1618 and encodes 466 amino acids. The transcript is spliced from 11 exons. Gene Ontology annotation, cellular component: nucleus. Gene Ontology annotation, biological process: regulation of transcription by RNA polymerase II; immune system process. The record is from RefSeq and is a predicted model, not a curated record.
CACACACAGAAAACGAAACUGACUCAGGAGUUUCACGAGAAAACCCCUCAGAACAGAAAGCAGCCGGACUGCUGACGGUAUUUAAUCAAUUGACAGCUGAGAUUGAAUGACACCUACCUUCAGGUCUUAGUUCCAGACAUCCUCCUGCAUCAGAUUUCUGACUUUUCUUCCCCCUGAAAACGACUUCACUUGAAAUCAACACGCACCGGCGAAAGAAAUGUCUCAUUCGAAACCACUGCUCGUCCCGUGGCUGCGGACCAAGAUUGACAGCGAAAGGUAUCCCGGUGUCCACUGGACAAACCUGGACAGGACAGAGUUCGCCAUCCCGUGGAAACAUGCUUUGAGACAGGACUCCUCCGACACGGACAUCCUCAUCUUUAAGGCCUGGGCAGAGGUAAGUGGCAAUGGCCGGGCUCAUGGAGACCCCUCGGUCUGGAAGAGGAACUUCCGCAGCGCCCUCCGAGCCAAAGGCUUUAAAAUGGUCUCUGACAACAAGAACGACGCUGCUAACCCCCAUAAAGUGUUUCGCUGGCCGGCCGAGUCACCAUCAGGAGCUACCUCUUCUGCCGGAUCUCAGGACCAAGAUGACCCCGAUUUGUUUGAGGAUUAUCCCCUUCCUACACAAGAAAGGCAGGUCAUCCCAUGCUUUGAUGGCUCUCUCUAUCUUCCAGAAGACACUGUGUUUUCAGCAGAAUCCUCUGCCAACCAUGAUAUUCUCCAGGAGUGUCUAAUGGGACUGAACAUCUGCCCUGAAACAGAAGGCAACGCAGGCUUUGAGCCUCCUCCGGAGCAACAACAGCUCCAAAACCCAGUUGUGAUUGGUGGACACGCGUUGCCUGGGCAACAGCAGUAUCCAGUAAUGUUUGAGGGUUCAGUCGGUGAAGCUGGGUUGCCUGAGCAACCGGCACGUCCAAUGGAGGGAGCCAUGGGAGGGGCCUGUGAUGGGCAUCUGGCAGAGCAGUUCCUACAUACAAUGACCCAAACCAGUUAUGGAGAGAAUUUCAAGACUCAAUUCAGGAUAUUAGUGUACUACAGAGGGGUGAUGGUGUCUGAGCAGGAGGUUCAUAAUGAAGUUGGAAUCCGCUUAGUCUACAGGCCUGAACUCAAGGGGACAGUUUUGGAUCACGAGUCAGGCCUGACCCUGGUCUCUCUGCCAAGCCCUGGACCCAUGCUGGAUCAUACCCAAGCCAAUCUGACCCAACGCAUCCUAGACAAGCUGGGCGAUGGUUUGGACGUGAGGGUGUCAGGCCAUGUGGUCUACGGCCAGCGACUGGGCGAAAUCAAAGCAUUUUGGAGCCUCUCCAAGUUUGACAGCAGCAGGCGGCCACAAGAGAUUUCUAAACUGGAGCCUCAACAAAUAUACCACUUCAAGGACUUUGUGCGAGGCAUAUUGGAGUUCAUUGAUGGGAAAAAUUCCCCUCCGUGCUCCCUGUUCUUCUGCCUCGGUGAGAAGUGGCCUGACUCAGACAACAGGCCUUGGGAGAAGAAACUCAUCACAGUGGAGGUGGUCCUGACUUCAAUGGAGCUACUGAAGAAUAUGGCGGUUGAAGGCGGCGCCUCAUCCCUGCAGUCGAUGGAGCUGCAGAUGUCCCUUGAAGAGAUGAUGGAGAUGUAUUGACGCACUUUGCUUAGACUGCAGAAAGUCAUUGUUUACACUGUUUCGUAAACUUAACCUCGACAAGAACAUCUCAAAAAUAAUCAUGUUACUACAGCAAAUAGAAUAAUAAGGCUGGUAUUAACAUUUGCUGGUACUGCACAAAGGUGC